This is a messenger RNA of Eublepharis macularius, 2626 nucleotides long. RefSeq names its product NADPH oxidase 5 (gene NOX5). The transcript is spliced from 17 exons. Gene Ontology annotation, molecular function: superoxide-generating NAD(P)H oxidase activity; calcium ion binding. Gene Ontology annotation, cellular component: NADPH oxidase complex; plasma membrane. Lineage: Eukaryota; Metazoa; Chordata; Lepidosauria; Squamata; Eublepharidae. The coding region runs from base 31 to 2388 and encodes 785 amino acids. Gene Ontology annotation, biological process: superoxide anion generation; defense response. The record is from RefSeq and is a predicted model, not a curated record.
AGAAGCCUGUGGGACAGUAGCACCAGGCUCAUGGAUUUAGAGGACGACACACAAUGGCUGGAGUGGGUGGCCAAGCAGUUUGAGAACAUUGCUGGCGAUGAUCAAGAGAUUGACUUGGAAGAAUUCAAAGCUGCUCUCAAGCUGAAGGAGUCCUUUUUUGCUGAGCGGUUCUUUGCUUUGUUUGACGCCGACGGAAGUGGCACAAUCAGUUUGGAUGAACUCCUGGAAGCCCUGAAACUGCUGAUCCAUGGAAGUGAAACAGACAAGCUCCGGUUCCUCUUCCAGGUUUAUGAUGUGGACGGCAGUGGGUCUAUUGACUCCGAUGAGUUGCGCCUUGUCUUAAAAUCAUGCCUGAGGGAGAGUUCAAUAUCUUUGCCAGAGGAGAAGCUAGAUGACCUCACCGUGGCUCUUUUUGAAUCAGCGGACACUGACAAGAGCGGAUCCAUCACCUUUGAAGAGCUCAGAGGGGAACUGGAGCGUUUUCCAGAGGUCAUGGAGAACUUAACAAUAAGCGCUGCAAACUGGCUGAAGCCCCGCCGAGCUCCAAGGAAGAGCGGCGCACCACGCUGCCUGAGCCCAGCCUAUUGGCAGAACAACAGGAGCCAGUUUCUUUUCCUGGGUGGAUAUGUGUGCCUGAACGUCCUCCUCUUCACCUGUGCAGCGCUGAGGCAUGCUGAAUUUGGCAUCUGGCUGACGCUGGCUAAAGGCUGUGGGCAGUGCUUGAACUUCAACUGCACAUUCGUAGUUGUGCUGAUGCUACGCCGAUGCCUGACAUGGUUACGGGCUACCUGGGUUGCUGGAGUCCUGCCUUUGGACCAGAAUAUCCUUCUGCACCAGCUGGUGGGCUAUGUAGUGGUAGCUCUGACCGCCGUUCACACUGGAGCUCACGUGGCCAACUUUGUAAGAAUGUCUCAGACCCAAGACAGCUAUUGCCUUUGGGAAUACCUGUUCACAACCCGACCUGGGAUCGGCUGGAUCUAUGGUACCGCCUCUCUCUCGGGCCUCCUCCUCCAGCUGCUCGUUGGCCUGAUGUUUGUCUGCUCCUGCCCCUUCAUCCGCAAGAGCGGCCACUUUGCGGUUUUCUACUGGACCCACCUCUCUUAUAUCUUCAUCUGGGCUUUGUUAACGGUCCACGGCCCUCAUUUUUGGAAGUGGUUUGUGGUGCCUGGAUUUCUGUUCCUCGUGGAGAAGAUUGUCGGUGUUGCCUUGAUGCACAUCAGAGGGCUACACAUAGUGGAAGUCAACCUCUUGCCCUCUAAGGUGACUCAUCUAGUGAUCAAGAGACCUCCGUUUUUCCACUACAAACCGGGUGACUACGUGUACCUGAACAUCCCAGUCAUAGCCAAGUACGAAUGGCAUCCCUUUACCAUCAGCAGUGCUCCAGAACAGCCAGGGAUCAUCUGGCUGCAUAUAAGGUCCCUGGGACAGUGGACCAAUCGGUUGUAUGAGUACUUCGUUCAUCAUUGUAAACUUUCCAACAAUAACCCUGAGUGUCUGGCCAGAAAUCCAAGGAAGAAGGGCUGGUCCCAGACAUGGGUGCAGAAAUGUCUCCUGGGCUCCUCGGACCUGGAUCCAUCUGUGGCCACCAAUGAGGACGAGAUGAUUGAGAUCUUGUCGUAUACAUCUACCACAUGUCCCAGCUGGGCGACUGCCAGUCCUGGUGUUACUGGCAGGUAUUCUUUUGAAAAACGAUACGAUGUCCCUAUUUCUAACACGAGCAUCUUUGUGCCACAGGUUUUUGGCAAGCUAGAUGACAACCGGCAACACUGCAACAUCAAGUGCUACAUUGAUGGUCCAUACGGGACUCACACGCGAAGAAUCUUCACUUCAGAACAUGCAGUGCUGAUCGGGGCAGGAAUUGGGAUCACCCCAUUUGCUUCCAUUUUGCAAAGUAUCAUGUACAGGUAUCAUAUGAGACAGCAAGCCUCUUCCAGCCAGUGCCCCAUACAGAGGGAAGCCUUUAAAAAUCAGGAAAUGAAGCUCCAGAAGGUUGACUUCAUCUGGAUCAAUCGGGAUCAGAAAUCCUUUGAGUGGUUUGUAAGCCUGUUGACUAAGCUGGAAGUUGAUCAAGCCAAGAGAGACCCUGAAGGCUGCUUUCUGGAGAUGCACUUAUUCAUGACCUCGGCUCUCAGCAAGAACGAUGUGAAGGCCAUCGGCCUCCAGAUGGCAUUAGAUCUGCUGGCCAAAAAAGAAAAGAGGGACUCCAUCACCGGACUCAAGACCAGAACCCAGCCAGGACGCCCUGACUGGAACCAGAUCUUUCAGAAACUAUCCGAGGAGCGUGCAGGAAAAGUCCAUGUCUUCUUCUGUGGCUCUCCAGCUCUUGCCAAGGUCAUCAGAGCCCACUGUGAAGAGUUCAACUUCCGAUUUUUCAAAGAACACUUUUAAGCGGGUCCCUCUUGCUUCUCACUGGCUUUCCCGUGCUGAGGUGGCAAGCCCAGGUGGGGCGCAGAGGUGUGCUGUGUAGAUGGCUCCAUCCAUUAUGCUGCCAUUCUGUAUCCUUUGCUAAAAGACCUCGUAAAGCAAUUUUGCUAUCCUCUUCUGUAGGUGCAGCGUUUAGAAAUGUAGUACAACUCGGAGACCAUGUUUUCAAGAUACUCUGCAAAAUAAACCCAAAUUUGGCGGA